Messenger RNA from Ctenopharyngodon idella (grass carp), 1536 nucleotides. RefSeq names its product novel immune-type receptor 3a (gene nitr3a). Lineage: Eukaryota; Metazoa; Chordata; Actinopteri; Cypriniformes; Xenocyprididae. The record is from RefSeq and is a predicted model, not a curated record. The transcript has 6 exons. The coding region runs from base 492 to 1520 and encodes 342 amino acids. Gene Ontology annotation, biological process: response to bacterium.
CAUUAUGUUGUAAAGGAAAUUAUUUUUGUUGUUAUUAAUAGAUUGUUUGUCACCAACAAAUUUGGUUCUGCCCCUUUCUCUUAAACAACCAGUUAAACAUCAAAGUGUCAGUCUUUGAUCUUUGAACACUGCUAUGCAUAAAAGAGGAAGCAGUAUGAAAUGAGGCAUACAACCAAAGUGACACUUUCAGCUUGACCAGGGUACUUUAGUUCUCUUAAAUACAUACAAUAUUUACGUGAUACAUACGUGAGCCUCAAUCAUUAUUAGAAGACUAUAAUAUCAAAUUAACAUCUUAUAAGGUUGUAAGUAAUCUCUUUAAACUUUUAAGAACUUUAGCAAAUUAAUAAUUGCAAUUGUAGAUCUUUUAUCUACUUACGCUACUUAGUGGGGUCAGCAUGAUACAAUAGUUAGUGAUCUGAUCUUCUAAACAGUUUCAUGUUCAAACUUUUCCUUGUUUAUUUCUCUUUUAGAUUAAGUACAGGUGCUACAGAAUGAAGUUCAGGGUUUUGUUUACCCUCUUUCUCCUCACAAUUGCAAAUGGGACAUGUGAAAGAGAGGAUUUUAUUCACCAAAUUCCUUUGCUAGUUGCUGAACUUAGAAGCAGUGUGAUUAUACCCUGCUCUCACUCAGAUGACUUUAUCAAUUCUAUUUCAUGGUAUAAACAAUCUAUCAGCAAGAAACCAAUUCUCAUAGCAUAUUCAGAACAUGUUUCAGGAAGCGUUACAUAUCAAAAUGGCUUUGACAAGACAAAUCGAUACUUUAUCAGAAUUGGAAGUGGCUCUUUUAAUUUGAGCAUCAUUCACUUGGAGGAAUAUGAUUUUGCAAACUACUAUUGUGCUGUGAGGUUCUUGAACAUUAUUAGAUUUGGAGAAGGGACGAUUCUGCUGCCUAAAGAAAGGGACAGAAUGAGAAGCACCAGUGUUCUCCAGCAGCCUGUGUUUCACAGACUUCAUCCAGGAGACUCAGUGACUCUGCAGUGUUCGGUCAUCGGUGAGAUCUGUGCCGGAGAAUACAGCGUCUACUGGUUCAGACAUUCAUCAGGAUAUUCUCAUCCAGGAAUCAUUUACACCUAUGAUAACAGGAGUGAUCAAUGUAUGGAGAGAUCAGAGAACAGCUCUUCUACCCAGAGCUGUGUCUACAGUCUCCCUCAGACUGAACUCAAACCAUCUGAUGCUGGGAUUUAUUACUGUGCUGUGGCCACAUGUGGGAAGAUACACUUUGGAAAUGGAACUAAGUUGACUAUUGAAGCAUCUUCGACCUUUUGGAAUCCAGUAGUUUUAACCCUGUUCACAAUAAGCGUAAUAUCCAUAAUUGUGAACAUAAUUCUGGUGAGACUGAUACAAAAGAAGCUCAAAAAAGAUGCUUCAAAACAAACCAGAAAUCAAAGGAAUCAGGUUGAGGAAACAGAAGCCCUAAAUUAUGUAGCCCUGAGUUUUUCUAAAAAGCCUGCCACCUCAAAAAGAUCUGCAGUGAAAACCAGCCAAAAAGAAACUGUUUAUUCACAUAUCACAAAGCACUAGUUAAGAUAAUUACUAA